This is a messenger RNA of Pelmatolapia mariae (spotted tilapia), 2647 nucleotides long. It is a transcript of the gene nfe2l2a, whose product is annotated as nfe2 like bZIP transcription factor 2a. The coding region runs from base 165 to 1949 and encodes 594 amino acids. NCBI's taxonomy places the organism in Eukaryota, Metazoa, Chordata, Actinopteri, Cichliformes, Cichlidae. Gene Ontology annotation, cellular component: nucleus. The transcript is spliced from 5 exons. Gene Ontology annotation, biological process: regulation of transcription by RNA polymerase II; cellular response to oxidative stress. Gene Ontology annotation, molecular function: DNA-binding transcription factor activity, RNA polymerase II-specific; RNA polymerase II cis-regulatory region sequence-specific DNA binding. The record is from RefSeq and is a predicted model, not a curated record.
AUUAGGUUUGGAGGAAGCAGCACUUCUCGUCGCUCAGCUCCCGUGACGGACUAUAUCGCCUCCAGACCGCUCGCCAUUUUUACAUCCAGUAUAAGGAAUAACUCACAAAUCUUUCAGUCAUAAGGAGUUUUUUUUAUUUCAAAACCUCACGACAGUGCUCCAUAAUGAUGGAAAUGGAGGUGAUGCAUUCCGGCCAACAGGACAUGGACCUGAUUGACAUACUGUGGAAGCAAGACAUUGAUCUUGGUGCAAGGCGUGAAGUGUUUGACUACAACCACCGUCAGAAAGAGCAUGAGCUCCAGAGGCAGCGGGAGCUGGAGGAGGAGAAGAAGCUGCAUUUGCUCCGGGAGCAGGAGAAGGCCCUGCUGGCACAGCUACAGCUAGACGAGGAGACGGGAGAGUACAUACCUCGUGCCCCGCUGCAGCCUGCCGUCACACCUCUAGAGAAUGCCAGUUUCACAGAAACAAGUGACGCCAUGUCAUUCGAUGAAUGUUUGCAGCUACUGGCAGAGACGUUUCCUGUAGAAGAAACUGAGAACACUUCAGUUUGUCUGGACACACCUGCUGUCUCAGCAGCCAUCAGCAGCAACAUGAUGAUGUCCCCUGAACAGCCAGCUCCAUCACCUGCCACCCUCUCCCCAGGACAGCUGCCACCACCAGCACCACAGGGAAUGUCCCCAGAUUUGGAGGAGGCCUGGAUGGAGAUUUUGUCCCUCCCCGAGCUGCAGGAAUGCCUCAACAUGCAAAUGGAGGACACACUGGAGACCACAACCUAUCCCCUUCAAGACAGCCCUGAAAUACAGAAUCCAAACUACUCUUUUUACCCCAUGACAGAUGAGAAAGCAAACAGUUUAAAUGUCGAUCCCACAGAGUUUAUGAACACAUUUGACAGCUCCGUUCCCAGCAUGGCUCCAGCUGAUGGCCUCAGCCCGAUAAAAGUGAAAACCACUCAAUUAAAUGCCAAUUUAGGCGCAGAAAGUUUCUGUAACAUAUUUUAUCAAAACACUAUAUUGGAAGAGAGCAGUGGUCAGCAUGGGCUCGAAGGAAAUGAAAGUGCUGCCGUGUCCGAUGUCCCGAACGAGGCCCCCUUCACUCCCAUGGAUUUGUACAGCCUCUCACCCGGAGAUGCCUUUGACAGAAGCAAGCAAAAUCUAAUAACAGAACAGCCAGACUCAGAUUCGGGGAUCUCUACAAAUGCAAGUCCUGCAAAAUCUGCAUAUGGAAGCGAGUCCUUUAGAUGCAGUGACUCGGACAUGGAGGAGAUGGACCAGAACCCUGGCAGCCCAGAGUCUGACUACUCUGAGAUGUUUUCAUUAAAUUUCCAACCAGAUGAUGCACACGCAGCAAUUUCUGUAUCUACACCAUCUCAGCAACCAAAUGAGCAGGAGAAGAAUCCCAAACAUAAGGUGGACCCAGGAGAAGAGAGCAGCCACAAGAACGCCCCCUUCACCAAAGAUAAAGCGAAGAAACGCUCUGAUGUGCGUCUCUCCAGAGACGAACAGAGAGCCAAGGCGCUCAAAAUCCCCUUUACUGUUGACAUGAUUAUCAACCUCCCCGUUGAUGAUUUUAAUGAGAUGAUGUCAAAACACCAACUGAACGAGGCCCAGCUGGCCCUGGUCCGCGACAUACGCCGCCGCGGAAAGAACAAGGUGGCAGCCCAGAACUGCCGUAAACGCAAGAUGGAGAACAUAGUGGGUCUGGAGAGUGAGCUGGACUCGCUGAAGGAAGAAAAAGAGCGCCUGCUGAGUGAGAAGAGCAAGAACAUGACAGACCUGAAGGAAAUGAAGUGGCAGCUCAACAACUUGUACCUGGAGGUCUUUGGCAUGUUGAGAGAUGAGAAGGGAAAUUCCUACUCCCCAUCAGAGUACUCUCUUCAGCAGUCAACAGAUGGCAGCGUCUUUCUCGUUCCCCGCAUUAAAAAGACUUUUAAAAGUGACAACAGACACUGAUCUCCUUUGUAAUAUGGUACUUCAUUAUUAUUAUAGUAUACUAUGCAAUAACUUUGUAGUUGCUCAGCUUUAAGCGUUAAUAGCUCAGCAGAACUAUUGUAUAGUUUUUGCUUCUCUUGAAUGUUCUACUAUUUUUUUAUAUUUUACUUCUUUUGUACUCCGACACCUUCACAGAUUCUUUAACCAAUAGUUUGUAAAUAUAAGCACUUGCUGAGAUUGAUUAAAAAAAAGUUACUGUUUGUACAUAUAUAUUGUAUAUAUAUUAUAUUUCUGUAUGCUAAUGAUUAUUUCAAUCAGUUACUUAUUUUAUAACUUUAUCCUUAUGAUUUGCUCCCCUUUUUUUAUUCUGAUUUCUGUGCUUUGAAAUAAACUAUUCAUAUAGCUACUUAGUCUCCUGCUGACUGAAAACAGAAUAUUGCGUGCUAUGCUGCAGCCACAGCCCACAACAGAUUGGUGCCAGAUGGAUAUGUAGUUUUAAGAUACUAUUGCAUAACCUACCACAUGUUCAAGACAGUUCUUGACAUGAAUGCUUUGCUAAAGUGCUUACAGCGCAGCAAAUGAAUAGAAUUUUGUAAAGACACAAAGACGUCACUGGAUUGAAAUGCUUUCACAAUCUGCUCAAUUUGUAUAGGAGCGAGCUUGUUUGUACAGAAACCCAAAUCUUUUUAUUCUAUUAAAACUCCUGGUAAAAGAACUCA